AAAGUCAGGGUCGGACAGCGUAGCUAUCAGUCGCCCGCGAGCCGUCCGCUGGUCAACAGUACCUACUAGUUACGUUAAACAAAAUUCUGUUUAAUCGAUUCAAUCAUUAAGAUGGAGUUUCUGUUUACAAAGACUGCAUCCGUAUCUUUGGUACUUGUGAUUACUCUGUGUGGAAUUGUUGCCCAGCGAUGCAAUGGCGGCGCACAGUGCGUUUUGCUGUCAGAAUGUACCGGCCUGUACACUCAACUGCAACAGCAAGGCAACACACCACAGCUGACGCGGCUACUGCGCAGUUUACAUUGCGGUUUCGAAUACGAUAACCCGAAGAUUUGCUGUCCGCCAGAAUUUGGGGACGAACCGUCUGUUGGCAGUUCCAGUAGAGUUCAAGAUUCCGCAACUCUACUGCCUGGCUACAAUGUGUGCGGUGUUCAAAAUGAAGACAAAAUCGUUGGAGGCACUCAGGCUGAUAUUGAUGAGCACCCGUGGAUGGCCCUGUUACGAUAUGAUAAACCUCACGGAUGGGGAUUCUACUGCGGUGGUGUACUAAUUUCAUCAAGAUAUAUCAUGACAGCAGCUCAUUGCGUCAAAGGCGAUGAUCUUCCGCCGAAUUGGAGAUUAUCUCAGGUACGUCUCGGUGAGUGGAACACAUCGAGCUCUGUGGACUGCGUGGAAGACGACUGUAGCGGCCCAGUGCAAGAUAUUCCCAUACAGCAGACUAUUGCUCACGAAGGCUACGACCCGUCCGAUAAGGAUCAACUAAACGAUAUAGCGCUGUUGAGACUGGCACGUAAUGCACAAUUUAACGAUUUUGUGAAACCAAUUUGCUUGCCUCUCUCUAGUGACUUGAGGCAGGCUACUUUCGUUGGCUACGACAUGGAAGUAGCGGGAUGGGGCAAGACCGAAUCACGAGACAGUCCCGUUCACAGCGAUACGUUAGCGCAGUCAGGAUCGGAAUCCGAUGUCAAGUUAAAAGUCCGUGUACCGGUCGUUAGUACGAGCGACUGCGCCAAUGUGUUCAGCAGAGUGAGUCGUCAAAUCACCAAUAAUCAAAUGUGCGCAGGCGGCGUCUCCGGACAAGACUCCUGUCGUGGGGACUCCGGUGGAGCCCUAAUGGGAAAGGUCCCUCAAAUUAGCAACUGGAUAGCUGUAGGCGUUGUGUCGUACGGGCCCUCGCCAUGCGGCACCCCUGGUUGGCCAGGAGUGUAUACCCGAGUUGGAGCUUAUAUGGAUUGGAUACUAUCAAAAUUGCGGCCAUAAAUAUAAAAAUUGACUGAUAUUUAAAAUUAGUGGGGAUAAAAUAAUGUAAAAGAGACUGAAGUUAAAAAUCUAUUUACUGAAGAAUAAACGGUGCCAUCUGAAUAAUUCCGUCAAUAAUUUCGUGAUAAAAAAACUUAGUAAAUUAGUCCUCGGGUACGGGGAAAAAUUGCUUGUAGAUAUUUUGUCAGAAUUUAAGCAUAUAGUUACGUUUGAGGUGCCUCCCUUCAGGCUCCCAGUGCCUCAGACUGCCCUCUUAUAGCUAGCGAACAAGUAUCUUUUCUUCUCUUUUUCACAAAAUAUAUCUCAGUGAUAAAAAUAAACAUUUAUAAUUAUAAUUCCUAAUUGGAUAGUCAGAGAUGAGUGUUUAAAUUUCGUCGAACACGUAGAAUUUUAUAUAGCAAGAACAGACCCUACUGUCGUUAAUUUGAUUUCAAUACUGGAGAGUUAUACAAAAAUUUUAAAUCGUGUUUCAUGAAAAAAAAAACCGACUUUAAUUAUGAAAGAACUAGUUAUAUUAACUUUGUUAAAAACUGAAGUAUUGACUAAAUCAAUUUUGAUAAAAUUUGGGAUCUCGAAAACUAUACAAGCAACCUAAGUAUAUAUUUAUUUAUUUAUUCUGAAUUAGGCACACCAACAGUAUACAUAUUAUACAUAAAUUAAAAAACAUUUCUUAUGUAGUAUGCUGAUAUGCAUACCUAUAGCAGGCGUACACAACAUUGACUACAGAUUAUAUGUAUAUAAAUGUCAUAAUAUAAUUAAUAUAAUAAAUUAAAUUUACAAUUACAUAUUCUUUAUUAAAUAAUUCAAUUAAAUAUAAAUCAAGACUGGACACUAUCAUCAAAUCUACAUGGUCUUCAGUAUCUUACCGCGAAACACUGCCAACGAGUCAUGGCUUACGUCUAUAUCCGGAUUUAUACCGCAUAUAUGAUUGUAGUUAUUGCAUAUUCUUGCAAGAGGAGCACUCAAUCCCAAAUUAGUUUUGCACAGUGGCACAUAAAAUAUCUUAUUGAUGGGAUACCUAGGGAUACCGUGAGGAACUACAUAUUUAAUUUCACUUAAAAGCUCAGGACAGUCCAUAUCAUGAUGCGUAAUCUUAUGGAGAAAUACCAAAUCAUGCAGGCGGCGACGAUCGAACAGGGUCCGCAUAGUAAAGAAUAUACUUUCAGAUAAAAAGAAUUUUUAGAUUGAUAUAUAAUUUAUAUAAAAAAUACAACCGAAUUGAGAAUACCUUUCUUUUUGAAGUCGAUUGAUAAAUUAAAAGUGGUACAGUAAGUUUUUGAUGUCGACCAUAUUUGAAUCUACGACCUUUGAAGACGUAAGUCCAGCUAGUGUGCAACUAGGCCAGCCACGUAAUAUUAAACGACUCCUAAAGUAAAUCAAUUCUGUAUUAUUUUACCAAUUACAUCUGAUUAUUUAGACUUAGGUGUGACGAAAAAUAAAACGAUAAAAUUAAAAACUUACUUUUAAUAAAAUAAUAAAAAUGUAAAUAUUAGUAAUCACUUAGGAUUAUAGGUAUCUAUAGAUAAAAUGGCAUCUCCUUGAUUCCAGGUUAACCAAUGGGCACCUUUUAUCACUUGAAAUUCCAUUACCGAGUCACUAGUGAGUCACUACUGACUUAUUUACAAAUAAUAAAAUAUGUUCCCAUAAAUACAGGUAGAAAUAUGUUUUGGUAGUUCUUUUCUAAGUAGUUACAGUUGGUUAUUAUCUGAUAUUAAAGAUAACAUAAUUAUACAUAUCAGAAGUGAUUACUGAUUAUUAAUAAUAAUAAAUAAUGGAAUGUUUGUAAUGAAUUAUUGCCUAUGUGAAUAUAAAUUAUAGUUUGAAAAUUAUAAAAAUAACUGUACAAGUUUAAAAUUAAUUCAUCUUGGCACGUAAUACUCAAAUUUGUACUGAUAGUAGCAUUAUAAUUUAAGAAUUUAUUUUAUAAAAAAUAGUUCAAACAUUACAAAAUUAGUAUGAAAUUAAUAUUAUUAUUAUAUUUAUGCUACAAAUUAUAACGUUUUCAUAAAAAAAAUCAAAGUUGGAUCAGAAAAUAAAAUCAGUAGUAUUUCUCGAUUUCAUUUCAUAAAACUUCCUUCAUUUAAUAAAUAUUUGGAAAUAUAAAUAAUCUUUUGAUUAGAUGUUUAAAAUGUAUUUUGACAAUUAAUACUGCUGACUUGAAGUAACUAUAACAUGAUUUACAAUAAAUAAUAAAGUUUAGACACUAUGUUCAGGCGGAGACAAUAUAGUCCCUCUGCUUUAGGCAAAUACCAUAUUGAAAUUAUAAAAUUAAUACAAAAAAAAUUCUUAACCUUAAAAAAAAUGUACAAAAGAUGCCAUAAUCCAGUAGUAAUAAAAUUAGGGAAAAUUAUAUAAUAAUAAAAGAUAAAAAGAAAUAUACUAAGUACAUAAAUAUUAUUGGAAUGCAUUAAUUAGGGAAUGUUUCUAUUUCUAUAGUUUACAAAUGUAUACUUUGCGAAAUGUACAAAGCUGUAAAUAUAUAUAAUUUCAAUAUAUACUGUCUUUGACACAUU
Messenger RNA from Galleria mellonella (greater wax moth), 3770 nucleotides. It is a transcript of the gene BAEE, whose product is annotated as CLIP domain-containing serine protease HP8-like. Bases 112 to 1257 code for a protein of 381 amino acids. The record is from RefSeq and is a predicted model, not a curated record. The transcript is spliced from 8 exons. Gene Ontology annotation, molecular function: serine-type endopeptidase activity. Lineage: Eukaryota; Metazoa; Arthropoda; Insecta; Lepidoptera; Pyralidae. Gene Ontology annotation, biological process: proteolysis.